AUGUCGAAUUGGACAAGUCUGUGGUAUGUCUGGUUAAUCUUGCUGACUGUGUUACUGCUCCUGCUCUGCGGGAUCACAGCAGGCUGCAUCAAAUUCUGCUGCCGGAAGAAGAGGCUUCCAGUUGCGACCUUCCUUCGGCACCCUUAUGACUUGAGAGCUGUUGCCAUUGACAGUGACGGCACUGCCCAUAGCACAGUGACCUCAUAUAGCUCGUUGCAGUACCCUCUAAGUGCCCCUAUUCCUUCGAUAUUUGUGGAUAUGGAUAAGAACACUGUGUCCCCUUCAGCUUAUAGUCUCUAUGCAAUGGAUUUGCCACCUUCUUAUGAGGAAGCUGUCCAGAUGGGUAAACAAUACAUUGAAGUGGCACAGAUAAGCCAGAAACUCAAUGACAUCCCCGGACAGGUGACAUCAGGUGGGCUGAAUCCCAUCCAGUAUUCACCUGGUAAAAUCAACAGAGAUCCAGCAGCACAGGCAAAUUCAGAAAAUUCAGAGGAUGCAACACAAGAACAGCCGCAGCUCUGA
This is a messenger RNA of Cariama cristata (Red-legged seriema), 522 nucleotides long. RefSeq names its product transmembrane protein 52 (gene TMEM52). NCBI's taxonomy places the organism in Eukaryota, Metazoa, Chordata, Aves, Cariamiformes, Cariamidae. The transcript is spliced from 3 exons. Bases 1 to 522 code for a protein of 173 amino acids. The record is from RefSeq and is a predicted model, not a curated record.